Molecule: messenger RNA, 534 nt
Organism: Cuscuta europaea
Lineage: Eukaryota; Viridiplantae; Streptophyta; Magnoliopsida; Solanales; Convolvulaceae
Source: the annotation of a GenBank genome assembly
UGAUGAUUGGAAUAUGCAUAAACGUGUUCUUGCUUUUCGUGAAUUCAAUGAUCGUCACACUGCUGAUAAUAUUUAUAUUCUCAUUGAACGUAUUUUAAUUGAGUAUAAUUUGAUUGAUAAGGUGUUUGUUGUAGGUUUUGAUAAUGCUAGUAAUAAUACUGCUGCUAUACCUAGAUUACGUGAAUUGUGUGGUGCUUCUACAUUGAUGGGUAGAUUUUUUCAUCAACGUUGUGCAUGUCAUAUUCUAAAUUUGUGUGUACAAGAUGGCUUAGCGGCAUUAGGAAAUGCUUUGGAGGUAGUCAAGGGGGGAAUUAAAUUGAUUUGGGCUAACACUCCACUAAAAAUGCAAUGGCGGCAAUAUUUGAAGGAUAGACGUGUGAAUUAUUGUGCUUUUCCUAAAGAUUUGUCUAUUCGUUGGAAUAGUACUUAUAAUUUAAUUCAAGUACUUGUUAGAUAUAAAGAUCAUUUUCCAGCUUUUUUAAGACAAACUUGUAACUAUAUUAUAAACCCGGCUGACAUCGACACUUGUGAAAA